This is a messenger RNA of Zophobas morio, 986 nucleotides long. RefSeq names its product brachyurin-like. Gene Ontology annotation, biological process: proteolysis. Gene Ontology annotation, molecular function: serine-type endopeptidase activity. NCBI's taxonomy places the organism in Eukaryota, Metazoa, Arthropoda, Insecta, Coleoptera, Tenebrionidae. The record is from RefSeq and is a predicted model, not a curated record. The coding region runs from base 55 to 831 and encodes 258 amino acids. The transcript has 7 exons.
UAGUUAAUAUUGACACUUUCAGUUUUCACUAGUUUGUAAAAAAUUAAUAUCGCAAUGAAGAUUAUCCUUCUAACGUGGUUUGUUGUAUUCACCUUGAAGGCACCAGUCAUUCAUGGUAGCAAAUCUCGCAUUAUUGGUGGUUCUCCGACCACAAUUCAUCAGUACCCAUUUGCCGCAGCAAUUGAUGUUCAAACUCCUACCAGCAAAUUCUUCUGCGGUGGUACCCUUUACACACGACAAUUUGUUAUAACUGCAGGUCAAUGCGUCGACGGAGCUAUCUCAUUCACAAUACAUCUAGGAUCAGUCAGUCGAUCGGAUCCAAACCGCCUAACACUUUCCACGUCUGAGUACUUCUUGCAUCCAGAUUAUAAUCCCAACACUCUGGAAAAUGACAUUGGGUUGAUCCAGUUUAGAAUGCCUAUAGACUACACAGAUUCCAUUCAGUCGAUAAAUUAUUUGGCACUAGAACCCUUACCAUCUUUCCACAGAGUAACAACCAUUGGAUGGGGGCAAACCAGCGAUGCUAGUUCUCAACUUCCUGAUGUAUUGAAUGCCGUUUUUGUUAUUCCUCUAAAUAACAAUGAAUGCCAGGAAGUGUAUGGAAGCCAGAUUGUAGACAAUAUGGUUUGUGUGGAAGGUAAUUACAACGAGGGAGCUUGUCAUGGCGACACGGGAGGUCCACUUGUUGAUACUUAUUCACGGUACUACUCGGUCCAUGUUGGGGUGUCGAGUUUUGUAAGUGGAAAUGGUUGCGAGAGUACUGAUCCUUCAGGGUACACAAGAACCUACCCCUAUGUUGCAUGGAUACAGAAUAUUACUUCUUCAGUGUAGACGUCACGAUUUUGUAAAUCUGUAGUUUCUGUAGGUGUAUCAAAAAAUAUAUACCCUUCAUUUUAAAACAGAACCAUCUGUAGUACUGAUUAAGAUCUAUAAAAAUAAUAAUUUAACCAAUAAAUUUUUGUUAAAUAAAAUUUAUAUAUACCGUC